Telopea speciosissima is the source of this 1110-nucleotide messenger RNA. RefSeq names its product protein FLX-like 3. The coding region runs from base 151 to 951 and encodes 266 amino acids. NCBI's taxonomy places the organism in Eukaryota, Viridiplantae, Streptophyta, Magnoliopsida, Proteales, Proteaceae. The transcript is spliced from 4 exons. The record is from RefSeq and is a predicted model, not a curated record.
UGUUAUAGCGGAACCGAGACUGAAAACUUCAGCUUUACUUGUUUGCAGGGUUUAAAGGGGAGACUCCGCUCUCGUCGAAGCUCUAGACUCGAGAUAGCAGCUCCUGGUGAAGUUUCAGAGACGAAAUUUUCGGAUUCUGAUCUCUCUAGUAUGGCAGGGAGAAAUCGCAUGCCUCGCCAUCCCAUGGAUGAUGGUUUCCGAGGUUUUCGUGAUGGUCCCAGACCAGUUUUGAGCCGGGGUCCAGGGCCCCUGCCUCUUCACCCUGCAGCUUUGGAAGAGGAGCUCGAAAUCCAACAUGAAGAGAUGCGGAGAAUUAUUGCUGAGAAUAGGCAUUUGGCUGAUGACCAUUUGAUUCUGCAAAGGGAGCUAGCUGCUGCAAGGGAUGAAAUCCAUAGGUUGAGUCAGGUGAUGCCCAAACUCCGGGCUGACAAGGAGGCACAUGCACGAGAGCUGAUUGAGAGGGGACUGAAGCUAGAAGCCGAGCUUCGUGCUACUGAGCCUCUGAGGGUAGAAGUUCUGCAGUUACGAGCUGAAGCUCAGAAAUUGAAUGCUUUAAGACAGGAUCUCUCUGCCCAGAUUCAAAGUCUCACACAGGACCUGAACCGAUUGCAAGCUGAGAAUAAGCAAUUACAUGUCAUGAAGGCAGACAUUGAUGGUUUGCGUCAGGAGCUUGUGAGAACCAGAACGGCUUUUGAGUAUGAGAAGAAAGCAAAUGCUGAGCAGAUGGAACAGAAGCAAGGAAUGGAGAAUAAUCUGGUCUCAAUGGCUCGUGAAGUUGAGAAGUUGCGAGCAGAGCACCUGGCAGCGGAGAAGAGAGCACGAGGCCUUGGUGGUGGGGGCUACGGAUUGUUGAAAGGAAGCCCUGAAUUCAGAUACCCUACUGGCACUUUUGGUGAUGGCCAUGGUGGAGCAUGGGGAUCUUAUGAUAAGCGUGGCCCUGCUCGACGUUGAGCCUUCCCUAGAUUUAAUACUCCUGUUUAUUGGAUUUGCAGUGGUGGAUUUAGAUUUGGUUAGCUUUUAGUUUGGUAGUGGUGGCUAAGCAAAUAGAUUUUUCUCAAGUGAGGCAGGCUUAUUAAUUUGUCGGAAUUGAGUACUGUUUCUUUCUCUAGU